Messenger RNA from Tarenaya hassleriana, 1907 nucleotides. Its product is annotated as protein LAZY 1. The record is from RefSeq and is a predicted model, not a curated record. NCBI's taxonomy places the organism in Eukaryota, Viridiplantae, Streptophyta, Magnoliopsida, Brassicales, Cleomaceae. The transcript has 6 exons. Bases 34 to 1179 code for a protein of 381 amino acids. Gene Ontology annotation, biological process: regulation of auxin polar transport; gravitropism.
GACAAUCAAAACCAACAGAGAAAGCGAGACAGCAUGAAGCUGCUGAAUUGGAUGCGAGUGAAAAUAAAGCAAACAAACACCAACCCAUUGAAAGAGUUUGUAACAGGUAACUAUGGCGGUUGUUGUCUGCGUCCGGGCUCGUGCUUUGUAACGAACCAGAACACAAAGUCUGUAACUUGUCCGAACCAUGUUUACCGAAACUCAUCUUCUGAAAAGGGUCAUCUCGAAGAAGAACGAGAAGAAGAAGUAACGUUUCCUGGGUUUCUCGCCAUUGGAACGUUAGGGUUAGAACCUCCCGCCACACCGAAAUUGUUCGACGCACCACUGGAAGAAGAUGGAUCCCAAGAGAAGAUGGAAGUUAUUACAGAGGAUGAACUCAAGCUCAUUAGCGAUAAAAUCGAGAUGUUCCUUGAAUCUGAAACUGAACAAAGCUACAACGGAUCGAUGUUCCAGAUUAAAGAGCAACAUCUAUCUGGCCUCGGGGAAUUUUCUGACACUGCUAGCCUCAAGGCCGAGGAAUCAAAUCCAGAAGAGUAUGGAGAACCUGUCAUGUUUCCUCUGCAAGGCUAUCUCCUCGGAUCUUCGCUUGAACUUCUGAAGGAAAACGACAAAGUUAAGAAGAAAAAAGGGUCCAUUGCAGAUCUGUUCCAGAGGAAAAAAUCAGCAGAGAAACCGAGUUUCAGUGAAAGAAGAGAUUCGAUUAAGAAGACGACCAUGUGGAGAAAGCUUCAUGGAACUGCCAAGAAGAGCUUCACUCACUGUGGCAAGGAUGAUGAUGAUGAUGAUUCUGUGCCCCAGAAGAAAAAACUCAGAAAGAUUGGCCAACUAUUCCGUAGAAAGAUCCACCCUGUUAUUUGCACAUCUGAAACCGAGGGAAACAAGCCAAACAAAGAUCAAAAGAUCGAUGAUAUGUUCCGAAACAGAAGAAGCUACAUCAAUGGCGAUGAUCUUAUAUACCGACAUGGAGGAGGAGACAACCAAGUUUCGAGCUCAAGUGAAGAAGGCUUUCUCAGUUCUGAAACAAGCUCCGACAUGACUCAGUACGAGGUUGUGGGAAAGAGUCCAAAUGGGAAAAGAGAGAAAUGGAUCAACACUGAUUCAGAGUGUAAGUCAAAAAGAUUCUACCAAAAAAAAAAAAAUCUGACCCCAAAACUAAUGAUUUCUAUGCAAAGACUCUAAAUGCUGUCGGCUUUUGCAGAUCUUGUACUGGAGCUCUGAAGAUGACACUGCAACAAAACUCCAGUUCUGAAAUCCAAGCAAUGCUUCUCUACUGCUUUCACCUAUCAACCAUAUAUACAUACACAUACAUAUCUAUGUAACUACUGUGUAUGACUCUGUAAUUAUGGAAUAUUCUGGUAGAAGAACUUGAAUAAAGGAAUGCCAUCAGCUAUAUAGUAUCAAAAGGGGAUGAGGAAAGUCACAUGCUUUCACAAGUUUGGUUCAGUUUCACCAUAAAUAAGCUGCAAACAUCUUUUAGUUCACAACUAUUGCAGUUAUUACACAAGAAAGCAAAGAUUUCAUAGAACUUAUUAUCUUCACAGCAAAUAUCGAUAGCCCGAUCUUAUUCCAAAACCCAUCCUAAAUUCAGACUACCAUAGUUAUAUCACAGUACAGCCAAGAAUCUAAAAACUUGUUCAUCAGAGCAAAUAUCAAUAGCCAAUAUGUGCUGAACUCAUUCCUUCUUGGUUCAGUUAACAGAGUACCCAAAACAACUUGUGGUAUCAUCUUUUUAUGCACUCAUCUCUACUCUAAAGCAAUUCUUUAACAAAAGCAAAGACCACCAAAAGCAGAGAGAGCACACAACUCAGAUCAAUCUGUAAAGCAAUGUGGAAUUGAAAACCCUAGAAAAGAAGCAUUUGAUUGAACAGUUGAGGAAAAGUAAAGCUCAAAAAAAAAAAAAAAAAAAA